Sugiyamaella lignohabitans is the source of this 258-nucleotide messenger RNA. Its product is annotated as mago nashi protein. Bases 1 to 258 code for a protein of 85 amino acids. Gene Ontology annotation, cellular component: exon-exon junction complex; nucleus. The record is from RefSeq and is a predicted model, not a curated record. NCBI's taxonomy places the organism in Eukaryota, Fungi, Ascomycota, Dipodascomycetes, Dipodascales, Trichomonascaceae. Gene Ontology annotation, biological process: RNA splicing. The transcript has a single exon.
AUGCAAGACGAUGGACAGUCUGCGGCAUUGCGAUAUGCUAAUAAUUCAAAAUAUAGAAACGACACAUUGAUCAAAAAAGAGGCUCGUGUUAGUCCUGCGACAAUAGCUGAGCUGAAACGAAUCAUUGCUGAAAGCGAAAUAUUUAAAGAAGACGAUGCAAGAUGGCCACCAAGAAAUAGAGAUGGAAAACAGGAAUUAGAAGUUAGGGCUGGAAAAUAUCACAUUUCUUUCGAGGUAGGUAUAAUUGCUCCUGUGUAA